GCUACCAGGUGACCGGCGUCUUUAUGAAGAACUGGGACCCUCUGGAUGAGCAAGGCGCUUGCUCCGUUGACAGGGACUGUGAGGACGCGUACCGGGUUUGUCAGAAGCUGGAUGUCCCUUUUCACCAGGUGUCCUACGUGAAGGAGUACUGGAAUGAGGUGUUCAGUGACCUCUUAAAAGAAUAUGAACUGGGAAGGACUCCUAAUCCUGAUAUUGUGUGUAACAAGCACAUCAAAUUCAACUACUUUCUUCAUUAUGCUAUGGAUAACCUUGGAGCAGAUGCAAUUGCCACUGGGCAUUAUGCAAGGACCUCACUAGAGGAUGAGGAAGUGUUUCAACAGAAACAUAUUAAAAGGCCACAAAGGCUUUUCAGAAACCGUUUUGAAGUUAGAAAUACUGUGAAACUCCUUCAAGGGGCUGACCUCUUUAAGGACCAGACCUUCUUUCUGAGUCAAAUCUCACAGGAUGCUUUGAGGAAAACCAUUUUCCCUUUGGGGGAUUUAACAAAAAGUUUUGUAAAGAAGAUAGCAGCGGAACAUGGCCUUCAUCACGUGCUAAAGAAAAAAGAGAGUAUGGGAGUCUGUUUCAUUGGUGAAAGAAACUUUGAAAAUUUCCUUCUUGAGUAUUUAGAGCCUCAGCCAGGUAACUUUGUUUCCAUUGAAGAUAAGAAGGUGAUGGGAACACACAAAGGUUGGUUCCUCUACACGAUAGGCCAGAGGGCUAGGCUAGCAGGCCUGAAGGAUGCUUGGUUUGUUGUAGACAAAGAUGUCAGCACUGGAGAUGUCUUUGUGGCACCAUCAACAGAUCACCCAGCUCUGUACAGAGACCUGUUGCGGACAAACCGAGUGCACUGGAUAGCAGAGGAGCCUCCUCCAGAGCUCGUCAGAGAGAAGAUGAUGGAAUGUCACUUGAGGUUUCGGCACCAGAUGGCACUGGUGCCUUGUGUGCUGACUCUAAACCAGGAUGGGAGUGUGUGGGUGACGCUGGUGAAGCCAGCCAGAGCUAUCACACCUGGGCAGUUUGCUGUGUUCUACAAAGGUGACGAGUGCUUGGGCAGUGGGAAGAUCCUGAGGAUGGGCCCAUCAGUGUAUACCCUGCAGCAGGGCAGAAACAGAGAGGAAGGUCCAAAGAAGGAAGAGAGUGACAAGAUAGAACCAGCAACGUAACACUUGGGUUUGUUUAUUGAAGGACUUUGGAGAAUUUGCUGCCUGAGAAUAAUAAAACCA
This is a messenger RNA of Merops nubicus (carmine bee-eater), 1226 nucleotides long. RefSeq names its product tRNA 5-methylaminomethyl-2-thiouridylate methyltransferase (gene TRMU). Gene Ontology annotation, biological process: tRNA wobble position uridine thiolation. The record is from RefSeq and is a predicted model, not a curated record. NCBI's taxonomy places the organism in Eukaryota, Metazoa, Chordata, Aves, Coraciiformes, Meropidae. Gene Ontology annotation, molecular function: sulfurtransferase activity. The annotation marks the transcript as partial. Gene Ontology annotation, cellular component: mitochondrion. The transcript is spliced from 10 exons.